AUGGCAAAGUCACUACAAUCUGGUGAACAUUCGCGUUUCAGUGAUCUUUUGGAUGAACCUGUCGAUCAUCUGUUACUACCAAUAAAAGGUUACCAAGAUAAACCACUUGUUCCACUCAUUGAAGCUGUUCAACCUGUUUCCCAAUUUUUCAAUGAAAUUGAAGAUAAUGUUUUUGUCGCUUUACACAAUUGUCAGAAUCCAGAUGAUAAGCUAACUCGAGAUGAAUCUGCUUCGAUCCAUCUAUAUACAAUGCAUUUUGAUGACGGUCCCAGUUUAUAUCUUUUACUUAAUCGAUCAUUACGCGGUGAAAAUCGUGAAGCUUUGAAACCAUGGUUUUCUUUUUUCAAAUUAUUUAUGACUGCUUUAUAUAAAUUACCGUCACAAAGUGUUAUCGUAUGGCGUGGUGUUCGAGAUAUUGAUUUAAGUUCAAAAUACAAAACUGGUACAAAAUUUGCAUGGUGGGGAGUAAUUUCAUGUACUACUAACAUGGAAGUACUUGAAUCAGAUCAAAUUUUGGGUAAACAUGGGCAACGUACCCUUUUUUCAAUUGAAUGUAUAAAUGGAAAAUCGGUAGCAUCUCAUUCAUAUUUCAAAAAUGCAGAAAAAGAAAUAAUUCUUAUGCCAGGUUCUUAUUUCGAAGUUACCGGUCAAGUAAAUCCUGCUCCUGAACUUCAUAUUAUUCAUCUGAAAGAAAUUACACCACCUAUUACACUUAUCAAACCACCGUUUUCCAAAUCUAUUAACAUCUCGUCUCCUUCAAUACCUCAUAAACCAAGUACAGUGGCUCAAUCGGUAUCGAAGAUGAGCACACAAAACAGUGCCGCCGACGUUUUUUCAGUAGAAAUCUCGUCUAAAUCAAGCACAUCUGUUCAAUCGACAUCAGGUGGAGUCACUCUAAGCGCGAAUUCCAACACCAUCGCAAAAGAAAUAUCACCAAAAUUAAAUGCAGUUGCUCAACCAAUAUCUAGUACGACUAUACAAAACACGACUUCAAAGAGCUCUUCAAAAUCAAUACCGCCGAAACUAAAAACGAAAUGGCGACAAGAUGGAAUUAAUAUCUCUGACGGUUAUUGUUAUGAUGGUGAAGAGGACGGACUGUCUGGCCCUUGUGGUCUAUGUGUAGAUGAUGAUCAGAGGGUUUAUAUAGCUGACAGUGGAAAUCAUCGGAUUGUUGCACUAAAUCAAGACUCCGCAUGUUUCGAACUCAUUGCAGGCGGAAAUGGCGAAGGAUAUGGAAAUAAUCAAUUGAAUUUUCCAGUGGAUGUGAUAAUUGAUAAAGAAAAUGAUUGUUUUAUUGUUUCUGAUUAUAACAACAAACGAGUAAUGCGAUGGUAUCGAGGAAAGAAUAGAAAUGGGCAAACUCUCAUCUCUGAUAUUGGUUGUUGGGGUCUAGCUAUGGACAAGGACGGGAAUAUUUAUGUCUCUGAUUUUGAUGAACAUCUGGUACGACGAUGGAGGAUAGGAGAUGAUUACGGAACGAUAGUAGCAGGCGGAAAUGAACAAGGUGAUAGUUUCAACCAGUUAAAUUGUCCUACUUAUAUCUUCGUUGAUGAGGAUUAUUCAUUAUACGUAUCAGAUAGUGCAAACCAUCGAGUAAUGAAAUGGAUACCUCAUGCAACAGAAGGAAUUGUUGUGGCGGGGGGAAAUGAUGAAGGAAGUAACCUGACACAACUGUCUGACCCUCAAGGGGUGAGCGUCAAUCACUUGGGUGAAAUAUAUGUAGCGGAUCUUUACAACCAUCGAGUAAUGCUUUGGUACGAAGGAACUACUCAAGGAAUUGUUGUUGGUGGAUAUGGGGCAGGCGAUGAACCAGAACAGUUACAUAAUCCUCAGGAUUUGGCAUUCGAUGGUCAAGGUAAUCUAUAUGUCGUUGAUCAUGGCAAUGGUCGAAUACAGAAAUUUGAAAUGGGUAAUGGUGUAAAGCUCGUGUUAUGA
Rotaria sp. Silwood1 is the source of this 1935-nucleotide messenger RNA. The record is from the annotation of a GenBank genome assembly. NCBI's taxonomy places the organism in Eukaryota, Metazoa, Rotifera, Eurotatoria, Philodinida, Philodinidae.